Alternaria arborescens is the source of this 1452-nucleotide messenger RNA. RefSeq names its product Peptidyl-prolyl isomerase. The record is from RefSeq and is a predicted model, not a curated record. Gene Ontology annotation, molecular function: peptidyl-prolyl cis-trans isomerase activity. The transcript has a single exon. Gene Ontology annotation, cellular component: catalytic step 2 spliceosome. NCBI's taxonomy places the organism in Eukaryota, Fungi, Ascomycota, Dothideomycetes, Pleosporales, Pleosporaceae. Gene Ontology annotation, biological process: protein folding; protein peptidyl-prolyl isomerization. The coding region runs from base 1 to 1452 and encodes 483 amino acids.
AUGAGUACGACGUACAACCUCGAGCCAAACCCGACCGCCAAAGUCGUCCUGCACACGACCACCGGCGACCUCGAAAUCGAGCUCUUCGCCAAGCAGACGCCCAUCACCUCGCGCAACUUCCUGCAGCUGUGCCUCGAUGGCUACUACGACAACACCGUCUUCCACCGCCUGGUCAAGGGCUUCAUCAUCCAGGGCGGCGACCCGACGGGCACCGGCCAGGGCGGGGAGAGCAGCUACGAUGGCGAGCCAUUUGCGGACGAGUUCCACAGCCGGCUGAAGUACACGAGGCGAGGCCUGCUGGGCAUGGCCAACACGGGGAAGAAGGACGACAACGGCAGCCAGUUCUUCUUCACGCUGGCGGCGACACCAGAGCUGCAGGAGAAGAACACCAUGUUUGGCCGGGUGGCAGGCGACACCAUCUACAACCUAAUGAAGAUGGCCGAGGCCGAGAUACGGGACGGAAGCGACGAUCAGCCCAUGUAUCCCACCAAAGUCACAGGCGCCGAGAUCAUCAUCAACCCAUUCGAGGACAUGGUCAAGAGGGUCCAGGUGGCUGCGCGCACAGAGCCAGAGACGAAGAAGCCCAAGAAGCCCAAGAGGAAGGCCGGCAAGAACGUGCUCAGCUUUGGCGAUGAUGCAACCGAGGCUGACUCAGCGCCCAUUGCGAAGAAGCCCAAGUUCAACACCAAGCUGGUCAGUGCAGGUGAGGAAAAGCCCAUGUCGAAAGCACCCGAGGAGACGAGAGAAAUACCCAUACGCAAGCCAUCCCGAAAAUCGCCGCCGAGGUCUCCGUCACCCAAACCCGCUCCAAAAGCCGCGCUCAGGUCGCCACCCAAGCCCAAAGCCAGAACUCCACCACGCGAGCUUUCGCCUGAAUCUGAGAAACGAUCGAAACUAGACCGUGUGAACCAGCAGAUCGCCGACCUCAAGGCAUCCAUGAAGCGAAACACCUCCGCCCAAGAUACAGGGCUGGCCAAAAAGAAGUCGCUAUUAGAGGCCAUGGUGCCAACAUCCACAACACGAGGAAGGAAGCGAGGGGCUGGUGGCAACGCAAAGGACGAACAAUCUGCACUGGACAUCCUCUCCCGAUUCAAGUCGAAACUGGAAUCAGCCGACUCCACCACAGCCCCCAAGACCGUCACAUCAACACUGCCCGAGGAAGCAACCAAUGGCAAAUCCAAUGGAGAUGCGAAUGGAGCCAAUGAUGAAGACGAGGCUGCAUGUGACCUGCAUUUCAUAGUAGGCUGCCAGUCUUGCAAAGCCUGGGACAAGCAGGAUGAAGAGGAGUCAGAUGACGACGCGGGAUGGAUGUCACAUUCGUUGAGUUUCGCAAAAGACAGAUUAGGGAAGGAUCUCGAGUGGAAGCGGAAGAACGAAGAGGAGCUGUUGGUCAUUGACCCAAGAGAGGAGGCGAAACGACAUAAAGCUGAAGGUAAAAAGGCCAGGAGAUGA